AUGGCCCCCAGCACUUCAGGGUUCAAGUGUUGGAAGCCACCAGUUGAGGUUCCUCAACCGAAGCUUCGGGGGAAAUUGAAGCGAUUUCUAGGCAAAGUCAAACAUAGGAUAAGCCAAUAUCGCAGUCCUGGUGAUGAGAGCCCUCCAGCUGGUGAUGAGUUAAGCCCUUACAUUCCAAUGCUCCUGUCAUGCAAACUGCUGUCUUCGGAGUGCCUCAAAUCUCUCUACGAGUCUAUCACAUUUGUGUUCACUGAUAUCCUUGCUCUGGAGAGAUUCAUCGGGGUGUGCCAACCAAACGCGACUAGAGAGCUACGCACAAAUGAUAAAAAUAAGCCAGCCGGAUUUCUCAAAUAUACUCGAAACCUCGAGUUGACGCUCUCCCCGUUAUUCCACCUCGAUAUCUCGUGUUUCAAAACACAUGAGAGAGGCUCCGCGGAAAACUUACACAAUCCAUACGACUUCCACUGGCUUAAACUUGGCCAAUUUGAAAACCUCACCAGCCUCAAAAUUUGGGCUUCAGCUCGGGAGUUUCGAUUCUACAACCUCUCCUAUGAUGUAUAUAUGAAAAUAAUAAACGAAUUGGACCUUGAGGGCCUAAAGAACUUCUUCUCGCCCUCGCGGAUCUACAAGAAGUUCUCGUGA
Molecule: messenger RNA, 642 nt
Organism: Clonostachys rhizophaga
Lineage: Eukaryota; Fungi; Ascomycota; Sordariomycetes; Hypocreales; Bionectriaceae
Source: the annotation of a GenBank genome assembly